UCUAUUUAUCCUCUAAUCUCUAAUUGGAAAAAGAAAUGAGUAUCUCUUUUACAAUAAUAACAAACAUUUUCCUAGCUUCCUUCCUUAAUAAAUUUAAUAAAAAAUAGGAUUGAACUGAGGAAUGUUCAUAUCUAGUAUUCUACAUUGAAACCCUCAGAAUGUAUGCUUAUCUUAAGUCACAGAUAUAACAUAAGUACACAAUGAUUUUAACUUAAGUGUUUUUAUUAGAGGCAGAGGUCACAAUCCUAUAAAAACUGACAUAACUUGUUUUUUUACAAAGUCCAAGAUUUCUCAAGAGUCCAAAGUGACACUGUAAUUUGCAGGUGUUAUAAAUAAUAUAAUAUUUACCAGUUUUAUUGAGUGUACAACUAUACCAGGAGAAAUAUGGAGGAAGUUGAUGGGAAUACAGUUUUGGCGCAAGCUUUAAAGGCCCAGGGAAUAGAAUUCGUUUUUGGGAUAAUUGGAUUUCCAGUUAUCGAACUCAGUAUGGCACUUCAAAUGGCUGAUAUUCAUUAUAUUGGUAUGAGGAAUGAACAGGCUGCUUGUUAUGCUGCUCAAGCAAUGGGUUACUUAACUGGUAAUCCAGCAGGAGUUUUAUGUGUAUCUGGUCCAGGAGUAUUACAUACUUUUGGUGGCAUGGCAAAUGCACAAAUAAACUGCUGGCCAGUUGUUGUUAUUGGUGGAGCAGUAGCACAAGAUCAUGAAGGGAUUGGAGGGUUUCAAGAGUGCAAUCAGGUAGAAUUAGCUCGCCCAUAUAGUAAAUACUCUGCUAGACCCCCGAGUAUAUCCCUUAUCCCUCUUCAUGUGGAAAAAGCCGUAAGGUUAGCCAAAAAUGGUCGACCUGGUGCCGCAUACUUGGAUUUUCCUGCUAACAUUUUAUCAGGGAAAGUAGAUGCUAAUAAAGUACUUCCACAAUAUGGACCAACUGAAGUUCCAGUCAUUUUUCCAGAUCCUCAAAAGAUUGCAGAUGCCGCAAAACUUUUAUCUACUGCCAAAAGACCACUGGUAAUAGUUGGAAAGGGAGCUGCAUAUGCUAGAGCUGAGAAUGAAGUCAAUCAACUAAUUAACUUAACUAAUCUUCCAUUUCUGGCUACACCAAUGGGCAAAGGUGUGGCCCCAGACAAUUCAAACAAAUGCGUUCAGUCUGCCAGAUCGUUGGCUUUACAGAAGGCUGAUGUUAUUUUACUCUUGGGCGCUAGAUUGAACUGGAUUUUACAUUUCGGAAGACCCAAUAGAUUUUCACCAGAUGUAAAAGUUAUUCAGAUUGACAUAUCAGCAGAAGAGUUGCAUAAUAGUGUAAAAUCUGAAGUGGCCAUACAAAGUGACCUAAAACCUGCCCUAGCCCAACUAAUAAACCAAUUUAAAUUAAACCACUUUGUGUUUUCUGGACGCGAACAAUGGUGGAAUGAUUUAAAGAAAAAAUGUGAGGAUAAUAAGAAAGCUAUUGAGGCCAUGGCAAAUGAUACACAAGUUCCACUAAAUUAUUAUGCAGUAUUUAAAAACAUUUAUGAGCUACUGCCAGAGAAUUGCAUCAUAGUGAGUGAAGGCGCUAAUACUAUGGAUAUUGGCAGGACAAUGCUUUUAAAUAACUUACCAAGGCACAGACUAGAUGCUGGAACUUUUGGAACAAUGGGGGUUGGUCCAGGGUUUGCAAUCGCGGCCGCUCUUUAUUGCAGACACAAUGAACCAACAAAAAGAGUGAUUUGUGUCGAGGGAGAUUCCGCUUUCGGGUUUUCCGGAAUGGAAAUUGAAACUAUGGUAAGGUACAAGCUUCCCAUUAUCAUCAUCAUAGUGAACAAUUCAGGGAUUUAUACUGGAAUGGAGCCUGAUGUUUUUAAAGAUGUGCAAGAGAGUGGAGAAAUUACCAAAGUAACACCACCUGGAUGUCUCACAAGUUGCACUAGAUAUGAUAACAUGAUGUCUCUGUUUGGCAGAACAGGCUUUUUUGCACAAACAGUUCCAGAGUUGCAAAGUGCUGUGAAAGAAGCUUUAAAUACCUCUGAUGGCCCCACUAUUAUCAAUGUUAUCAUAAAUCCAACUGCUGAUAGAAAACCACAGGCUUUUAAUUGGUUGACUGAAUCCAAACUGUAAAUUUACACUAUUCUUAAUAUUAUUUUGUUAUUUCAUUUGUUACUUACAUAUUUUCUAUGUAUAUUAUGGAGUAUAUGGUUUAAAGUUCUUUAAUUUAA
Anthonomus grandis grandis is the source of this 2189-nucleotide messenger RNA. Its product is annotated as 2-hydroxyacyl-CoA lyase 1. Gene Ontology annotation, biological process: fatty acid alpha-oxidation. The coding region runs from base 385 to 2091 and encodes 568 amino acids. NCBI's taxonomy places the organism in Eukaryota, Metazoa, Arthropoda, Insecta, Coleoptera, Curculionidae. The record is from RefSeq and is a predicted model, not a curated record. The transcript is spliced from 9 exons. Gene Ontology annotation, cellular component: peroxisome. Gene Ontology annotation, molecular function: catalytic activity; magnesium ion binding; thiamine pyrophosphate binding.